UCGGGAAUGGGCCAAGUAAGAACUCAUCGUCAUCAUCAUCUGUUCCGUCUCUCUCUUCCCCCCGAUAUCUUCGCCUCUCUGUCUCUGUUUAGCUUAGCCUUACCAUGUCUUCCGACACCACACCGGAGCUAGCGGACAAUUCCGGAAUAGCUACCAUAGACGACGUAAAUCAACGGAAGAUUCAGAAUCCGAUUCUCUCCCUCUUUCCACACUUGCCAAUUUUCAACUUCCUCUUUCAGAAUCAGGAUUCCACUAAACAGGAAACUACCACACCUGCGAAAGAGGAGACGAAGCAGAAACCUUCCUUUGUCAAGCUUCCGUCUAGUUUGCCGAUUGUUCCUUCGCUGAAGGUGGAAGAGGGUGAAGAGUCUGAGCAACCUGAGCAGACGAAUCCCGUGGUCUUGUGGCAGGUUUAUGCUCUUGGAGGAGUGCUUGUUCUAAAGUGGAUAAUAUCAAGAUGGCAGGAGAGGAGGUCAAGAAACAAGCCACCUCCACCAGGGGAUGAUGAUCUCUCAUGAGACUUUUAUCCUAACUAAGGCAUGUUAAUUACAUCCGAGCUUGUCUAAAUGUGUCGAUUUAGUUAAAAGUUUUAAUGUGCGAUUGGCGUGUUUCUGUUUCUUGGCCUAAUGAUUUUGGUCAUAUACGAGAAGUAUUUUUCGUGGUUUUUGUUUGAGAGCUGUAGCUUCUCCAUAACUACUUAUGAUCAUGAAUCAUAUUUUGUUUGGUGUUCUUUCAUGGGUAAAUUGUUUCUCUGUACAUUCCAGAUUAACUUUAUAUCGGUUUAAGAUUUUUUCUGUCGAAAUUCCACACCAACAUUGCUAAAUAUGGGGUUUGUUAUUAAAGUAAAAAUAUGUCUUAUUUAUAUAAGAGAUUGUCUAUUUAUAAUACAACAACUCUUAGGCAUAUAAUUUGAUAUUUUUUUUAGACUUA
Molecule: messenger RNA, 930 nt
Organism: Impatiens glandulifera
Lineage: Eukaryota; Viridiplantae; Streptophyta; Magnoliopsida; Ericales; Balsaminaceae
Exons: 2
Coding region: 105-518 (137 amino acids)
Source: RefSeq, a predicted model, not a curated record